Molecule: messenger RNA, 1624 nt
Organism: Cornus florida
Lineage: Eukaryota; Viridiplantae; Streptophyta; Magnoliopsida; Cornales; Cornaceae
Product: DNA mismatch repair protein MLH1-like
Exons: 8
Coding region: 547-1245 (232 amino acids)
Biological process (GO): mismatch repair
Cellular component (GO): MutLalpha complex
Molecular function (GO): ATP-dependent DNA damage sensor activity; ATP hydrolysis activity; ATP binding
Source: RefSeq, a predicted model, not a curated record
CUUAACCUGCAACUUUGUUGCAUCCAUUAGGGGAUAACUAAGAGGGACAGGUGGUGUGUGAUAAUACUAGUUACUACUUAGUGGAUCGAGAGAGAGAGAGAGAGGGUGAUGACAGUAGCUAAUUAUAGAAGGAAGACUGAUAUUUAGUUCGUAGGUCAUAGAUCAUAUAUAUAUAUAGAAGGAACAGUAUUUGAGUAGGAAUAGGAUAAAAGUGGAUUUCGAUUUGGAUUUGGAAGCACUUGGGUACUAAACAGCAUGCGUGUACUAAAGGCUUAUGAAAGAAUCCUAACUCUUUUAGGAGUGCGACUCUGAUUUGGAAAGUUAUAAAAAAAUAAAAAAAUAAUUCUCAAAUGGAAAUCGAAGAAAAUCCACCGACUUGACGAGUCCAUCGUCAACCGAAUCGCCGCCGGUGAGGUCAUCCAGCGGCCCGUCUCCGCCGUCAAAGAGCUCGUCGAGAACAGCCUCGACGCCCACUCCACCUCCAUCAACGUCACCGUCAAGGACGGUGGCCUCAAACUCAUCCAAGUCUCCGACGACGGCCACGGAAUGCGAUAUGAGGAUUUACCGAUACUCUGCGAGAGGCAUACGACUUCCAAGUUGUCUACAUUUGAAGAUUUACAGUCGAUUAAGUCGAUGGGGUUCAGAGGAGAGGCGUUGGCCAGCAUGACCUAUGUUGGUCAUGUUACCGUCACUACCAUUACCAAAGGCCAAUUGCAUGGUUAUAGGGUAUCAUACAGAGAUGGUGUGAUGGAGCAUGAACCAAAAGCAUGUGCUGCUGUAAAGGGAACUCAGAUAAUGAUUGAGAAUUUGUUUUAUAACAUGACUGCUCGGAGAAAAAUACUUCAGAACUCUGCUGAUGAUUAUCCUAAAAUUGUAGAUAUCCUUAGCAGGUUUGCCAUUCAUCACAUAAAUGCUAGCUUCUCCUGUAGAAAGCAUGGAGCUGCUAGAGCAGAUGUUCACUCAGUUGCCACGUCCUCAAGGCUUGGUGCGAUCAGAUCUGUUUAUGGGGUGUCAGUUGCUCGCAAUCUGAUGAAAAUAGAAGUUUGUGAUGAUGAUCCAUCUACUUCAGUAUUUGAAAUGGAUGGUUUCAUCUCCAAUUCUAAUUAUGCUGCGAAGAAGAUAACAAUGGUAAGUCUUUUGAAUCAGGAAGUUAUUAUUGAAAAGAUACAGUCUGCCGUUGAAUCAAAAUUGAGAAACUCCAAUGAUGCAAGGACAUUUCAGGAACAGGAUCAAUAUACGAACUGAUCUUAUGAAAUAGUAGCCCACCACUUUUAGAUCUCAGUUGGAAGACUUUGCUGGCAAAUAUAAGAUUGUUGGAUGAGCUCAUACUAUAAGAAUUCAAACUCUUUUUGUUUAAGACGGUUUAAGUAGUUUAUGUCCAGAUCUUUCAACCCUUUUGUUUAGGAUUCUAUAGUACAUUUUUGUCUAAGAUCUCAUAACAUUCUAUUUAGGAUACUAGCUUGUUUUUAUUCAGGAAUUUUUAUUUUUAUUUUUAUUUUUAUUUUUGCGUGAUGGGCUUUAUUGUUUAUGUUGUAAACAACACUUUUUUGGUUCGUGUGGCUUAUGUAAUAUCAAGUAUUUAUUUAUUUGCAUAAUCAUUUUGAUGUGUGAUAUAUUUUUGAUA